AUGUUUCUAUGGAAAGCGUGUCAGAAUGCAUUACCAACGGCUGAAAAUCUACUAAGGCGAGGUAUUCAAGUGCCCCCAAGCUGCUGUCGCUGCGGUGAACCAGAGACGACGAUCCACCUCCUAUUUCAUUGUUCCUUUGCGCAAGCUGUAUGGAGCAUAGGCCCAUGGGCGCAGCGUUUCGACGCCAUUGAGAUAACUUCUCUAAAGGAGGCCCUCAUCCUCUCCAAAGGCUGGACUUCACUUCCCCCAUAUGGUCACACAAGCAACUGUCUACCGUGGAUUUGUUGGUUCCUAUGGACAUCGAGGAAUCAAUAUAUUUUUGAGAACAGAUCAUCAUCACCAAGUGAGAUCUUCCUCAAGUCCCUUAAAGCCAUCAGGGAGUGGGAACAAGCACAGGGGCAAAUCGAAACACCUACUGCGAUCCCAUCAUCCAUCGCUCAUCUCUCUCCCCCACCGUCGCUCCAUCCUCUCACACUCUGCUGUAAUACAGAUGCCGCAUGGAGAUCGGACUCGGGAAACGCGGGAUUAGCUUGGAUCUUCGCUGAUAACGAAGGGCGAGAACUGAAUCAAGGUUCUCUGUUCCAAAAACACGUCUCUUCGGCAUGCAUGGCGGAAGCCUUGGCAAUCAGGAGUGCUCUUCUUCACGCGGCGGAGCUCGACUACAAAUUCAUCUGGCUAAGAUCAGAUUCACAAGUGCUCAUCGGAGCUAUAUCAUCUGGACGGUUUCCGACCGAGCUCUAUGGAGUACUUUCGGACAUCGCCGUGAUCUCUUCAUCGUCUUUUACUGUUUGUCACUUUUCUUUCAUUAAACGAGAGUCAAAUGGGCUUGCGGACUUAAACGCUAAGGCUUGCUUGCUUUCUGGCCCAAGCUCUGUGUAA
Brassica rapa (field mustard) is the source of this 879-nucleotide messenger RNA. RefSeq lists its product as uncharacterized. The record is from RefSeq and is a predicted model, not a curated record. Gene Ontology annotation, molecular function: nucleic acid binding; RNA-DNA hybrid ribonuclease activity. NCBI's taxonomy places the organism in Eukaryota, Viridiplantae, Streptophyta, Magnoliopsida, Brassicales, Brassicaceae.